AUGGAUCGUUCGUUCGCGUUGGUCAAGAUCUACGGCAUGGAUCGGGAAGAAAGGUCACUCGUUUUUUUGGUCAAUAUCCUCGCGUCAAGGCAAGGCUUGUUUCGUUGUAUUGGAUCGUUUUCGCUCGGCCCCGACGGCUCAACAGCCAGCACUCGAGACUCAGCCAAGGGAGGACAUCAGGCGCUGUCGGGGUGACGAGUAGCUGGGGCUUGGCUGCGGCCUGUCAGUCCCUGGGGACCUCUAGCUCUGGCUUCGACCCCCUCCCUUGGCCCCUCGGGUGUGUUCCCCUCCUCCUCCCCUCCUCUCUGUCUUAGUAUUCCUGGUUCUCCGUGUUUCCAGUCGUGAAUUUUUGUAUAUUCUCCCCUUUUCUUUCUCUAGGCGCUCUUGCCCAGUUUUCGAGUAUCUUCGCUCCCGCUCUUGGGACGUGAAGCGGCAGCAGUACUCACCGCCCGUUGGAGUCCGCGUUAGGUGCUCGGCGAGUUUUGAUCUGCGCAGCGCUCUUUGCGCGCAGGGGUUUGACUUUCACCCAAUUGCUUGCCGUCGUUGCUUUAUAACCUCUUUUAGCUCUUUUAAAAAUAAAAAAAUAAAAAAAAUCCUUCGAGUAUUGAUGGCAGUGCAGGCUGUGAUCUUGACAGAGUUGAUCCGCCGAUUUCGUCUGGACGCAACUCGAGGUGUUGCACCGGCAACGCCAAGUGACGGGUCACGAUGUACACGCGUUCCAGGACUUCUCCGAUCGAAUGCGCGUCCUCCAGAUGGAGAUUGGGUUCCAGGUCGUCUCGGAUCAGGAACUCGCCAAGCUUGUUCUCCUCGGCACCGAUCCCGAGCUGUGCCGACUCCUCCGCACGCAUGUCGUCUCGUCGCUAGCUGGAUGGUCCGAUCUCUCACUCGAGAGACUCGCUCUCGAUGCUCCCGCCCCAGCUGUGGUCUCGGAAACCGACGUCUACAGCGAUGCACCGGCGGAGCAACCCGGGGUGUCAGGAUCACAGCCUGCACUGCCAUCAAUACUCGAAGGAAGUCUCCCAAGUUUGCGGCCGGAGUCGACAUCAGCUACCGGGUCGUUCGUUGCAAGCAUCGUGGGCGCGCGGGCGCGCACUCAGUGGUCGAGGGUUCGAUCCGCCCGGAGCGUGAUCGGCCUUUUGGUUUCUUUUCCUUUUUGUUAUCCGAGGCCCGGCUUCGGGGUUUUUACCGGUGCCUUGCAGGCAAUCCUUUUUACCCCUGAAGCGACCUCGUGGUGUAGUUAUUUGACUCAGUCUUUCUUUCGCUCGGAGCACUUCCCUCCCUUUACUUUUGCCACCCUUCCCCCAGAGCUUGGUCCACUCAUUAUCAUGACUUGUACCCUCCCUCUUUUUACCCAUUUCGCUGGCAAUUAAGUCCGUUACACUUGAUUUGCUGCGAAGCCUUCCGACCGAAUCCACUCCUCGGUCGCUCUCGGUCGACUUCCGCCGCCCAGCCGACUCGACCUUCCCAUCGGCCUGGUCAGCUAUUUCUUGGAUCGUUUGCCCUCCCUCUUCUUUCCGACCUCGUUGGCUACCAUAGUCCGGUACACUGGACUUGCUGCGAGCCUUGCAACCGCGUACCCUCCGCGGUUGCCUCUCGGUCGACACCCCUUUCGCUUCUUCGCGCUUUCGCGCGCUCUCUCGCUCUCUCCCUCGUCUCUCGCGUGUAGUCAUCGUCAUCCCCUCCGACGUUGCCUGUCACUGGCAGAAAUGCGAAUGUGGCGAAGCAAACCGUAGCGCUCUGGCACGAGUUCUCGGCCACUCACUAUCAGGGUCCCGUCAUGGCCAUACUGCGUAGGCGUCGUAGAGAAGGCUCUGGGCCUUUUUACUCAGAAGCUAUACAGGUACGAGUCACCAAUCGAGUACAGAACAGCGUGGAAGUAGCACUCCUCGAGGAGUAUCGAGGGCCCGGGGUUUCUAGGCGGGGAACCAGUGACGAGAUGAGGAUCACAGCCCAACGGGCUUGCGACUUUGAAGAGUCUCUCUUCACUUGA
This is a messenger RNA of Microbotryum saponariae, 1990 nucleotides long. The record is from the annotation of a GenBank genome assembly. Lineage: Eukaryota; Fungi; Basidiomycota; Microbotryomycetes; Microbotryales; Microbotryaceae.